GGACUACUUCCAAAAUCGCAGCCCUAGAGUCAAGUAUUCUACAAUGGAUGCAAUAGACGGAGGUUCGUCAGAGUCCCCAGUUUCCACAAUGGUGGAUCCUCCGCCCCCGAAGAUAGCAACAGACGCAGGAUCUGACUGUGCUUCCGACAAAGAAUCAGAUAUAUUUUACAUCGGAGAAAGAAGAUUCCGCAAAGCCAACGUCAAAGAUAAGGAAUUUCAACGACAAUCUCUGCUCUUCGAAGACCAAUUCGUCCGGAGCGAGGGUUUCGAAAUAACUUGGGAUAAAUUUGACUACAUGUUCGAUAGUUUUGAUCUGGCUUGGUGGACACCUCUUGAAAGCGACAAGACCAAUGAGCAGUUGGUCCGCAUCAUGAUAAACGAUGCCAUUGACAAGCACAAUGAAGAGAAUGGAGCCAAUCUUGAGUUUGUUAAACACGUGAAAACUAAUUUCUGGGGUUGUGCUGGUUAUUGCUUUUGGAUUACAUUUCUCGCUAGGGAUUUGUCAUCAAACUCAGAUAUUAAAGUUUACCAAACUAAGGUGCGGAGAUUUAUGGGUAAGAAUACGGUGCGUAUAUUCAGGGAAAGGCCCACAGACGAAGAAAUUGCUUCUGUGCACGUGGAGCUUCCCGAAUAUGAGUGCUUCAAGUGAGCUAGAAGCUCAAGCAUUGCCUCGUUGAAUGACCCCCGAAGAGGCCAGGAAGUUGAUUGCUAAUGGUGUUAAAGACUAUAAUUAUUGCCAUAAUUAUAUUGUACUCCAUAUGUAUCGUAUUAUUAUAAUAUAACAAUAACAAUCAUAUUUAUCAUCAUAGAUUCAUAGCUGUCUUGUCUUUGGUGCAAGUUCAAGCAGUACAAGUCAUGUAUCCCUUGAGUUUAUCUAUCCAGGGGUGGAGACAGGGAGGGGCUGGAGGUGGCCACGGCCCCUGCAAGAAAAAAAUUCUUAAGUAUAUAUUAUGUAUAAAUACUUUUAAUCUGUAGAAAGUAUGUUGAUAUUUUACACUUUGGCCCCUGCAAUGUAAAAUUGUUAAGGACCGGCCCCUUUAACCCUAAAUGUUUGGCUCCGCCACUAUAUCUAUCUAUCUAUAUAAUUAUGAAUUAUAUGUAGGAAA
Molecule: messenger RNA, 1106 nt
Organism: Cuscuta epithymum
Lineage: Eukaryota; Viridiplantae; Streptophyta; Magnoliopsida; Solanales; Convolvulaceae
Source: the annotation of a GenBank genome assembly